Messenger RNA from Cyclospora cayetanensis, 1140 nucleotides. RefSeq lists its product as uncharacterized. Lineage: Eukaryota; Apicomplexa; Conoidasida; Eucoccidiorida; Eimeriidae. The record is from RefSeq and is a predicted model, not a curated record. The transcript has 7 exons. Gene Ontology annotation, biological process: regulation of DNA-templated transcription. Bases 1 to 1140 code for a protein of 379 amino acids. Gene Ontology annotation, cellular component: nucleus.
AUGAGUCUCGUGGAAUACGGCUUCUACUCUGACGAGGAGGCAGACGGGUCCUCUUCUCCUUCUGCUUCCCUCCCGCCAAACCCUCUUGCGGAUUCCAACGCCAGCCCUAGCAUCAAUCGCGGAACAAGCGCCAGUAUCGCGAGUAGAGGGAGCCCCUCGGGACGGCGUCAGGCGCCUUCGCCCCAAAAUGCCGACAACUCCCUCUCCGAUUCAGAUGCCGCUUCCAUCUCGAGGUCCUCAACGCCGGCUCCUUCGUCCGUUUCACGGAGUGUAGAUCUCUCCAAGGCAGCUGCCUCACCCAAGGAUAAGCGAGGAGAACUCGGCGUCCUCCCCCCAGGCUGCCAAAAUCGAUUCACCUCACCAGUGGCAACAGAUGAGGCCGCAGAGGGAGAGGCUGCGGCUGCAGAGUCAGAAGAGCAGAGGAAGGCUCUGGAUGAAGAAAGAGCUGCACUGUGUGAUUGCGCGUGUGCGCGCGUUGAUACAUCUUUUUUAUGCUAUGAGCGUAAGAGGCAGACAUGGCAUGCGCGGACGCCUCACGGUGACCGCAUCGCUCAGGAGCUCAUUGCGCGACUGCCGAAGGGCACACCGCCUCAGGAGCUACUGGCGACGAUUGAGCGGUUGCAGCAUUUGAAGAGGCGAGGAAUCACGGUUAAUGGGAAUAUAAACACUUCUCUGGAUUUCAAGAAUCCCUAUCUUCUAGAGAAAAUUAUGAAGGUGUUCGAUAUUGACCCGUACUGCUCCAAUUAUCCUCCUGGAACGUCGGACGCACCGGGUGCACCCCCGUUCGAGGUGGAAGGGGAGGACGCGCCCUUUUACGUGUACAUCGGGAAAAGGCAAGAGAGACGGAAGCAACGCAGAGAAAAACAGAGGGAAAUGAAAGAGGCCCUUGCUGCCGCUUCAGCUCCCCUUGCAGCCCCCACUCCCUCCACGCCCUCAAAAUCGCAGCAGCAGGGCGCAAGCACUGGUGCGCCCGCCUUUAUCUGCGUUUUUCCCGAUUUACAUGCCCUCCUCGGUGUAGCAAGAGAGUUUAACGACUUCUGCCAAUGCUCAGCGCCCCCAGUGAAUGGCUCGACGGUAAACUCUGUAAACGCGGCUAUAACUCAGGCGGGUGCGUCUAAAAGCCUUGUACACUGUAGUUAA